Aphanomyces astaci is the source of this 369-nucleotide messenger RNA. RefSeq lists its product as hypothetical. NCBI's taxonomy places the organism in Eukaryota, Oomycota, Saprolegniomycetes, Saprolegniales, Verrucalvaceae. The record is from RefSeq and is a predicted model, not a curated record. Bases 1 to 369 code for a protein of 122 amino acids. The transcript has 2 exons.
AUGACGUUCUGCAUCGCCCCGAUCAUCGAUGUCGUCAACAUCACGUUUGCCAUUCUGGCGAGCCGGUCCCUGCACAUCGCGCAGCAGGAAUCGCACGUCAACGCGCUGGUCAGCACGCUAACGGCCAUGCUCGACGUCACAAUCGUGGACCAGGGCGAGUCCGACGACGAGCAGCACGAGUCGUUUAAGUCCAUGCGCAUCCCGCAAGUCGUCGACGCCCGCGAAAUUGUCAAGUACACCAUCACGGUGAUCAGGGGCUUGAUGAGCAUCCAGGCUGAGCAUGAUGACGCCAACAAACCGCUGCAAGCGGACGCGCCACCGUGCUUCACUGCGUGUGGGUGCGCGACGUGCUGGCGCCGCAACAGAUGA